Molecule: messenger RNA, 1095 nt
Organism: Paracoccidioides lutzii Pb01
Product: methyltransferase
Exons: 3
Coding region: 1-1095 (364 amino acids)
Molecular function (GO): methyltransferase activity
Source: RefSeq, a predicted model, not a curated record
AUGUCAAACCAACCCUCAGGGAGGACAAUUGUGCAACCGUGUGCACCGAAUCCUAGCGAAGGGAUUGAUAUAGAUACAGAUUUUGAUACCAACUCUAUCAGUGCCACAGUGGGAGGAUCAUCCUUUGGAACUUCCAUAUCUUCUUCGACCCUAGAAUACCGAUAUGGUUAUUUGCCCCCUUCAACCCUAACUAGCCUCGCUGCUCAAACUAACCAUCAAUCCCGGCGCGUAGAAAAUGGAAGAAGAUACCAUGGCUACCACAGCGGAUCGUACCUACUACCGAAUGACGAAGCGGAACAGGAGCGGCUGGAUCUCCAUCACCACAUAUUCCGUCUUACACUCGGCGGCCAACUCUUCCGCGCACCCAUUACCGCGCAUCCUGAAAGAGUGUUAGAUUUUGGGACGGCAACGGGGAUUUGGGCCAUUGAUUUUGCCGACGAAUUUCAAUCCACCACGGUGAUCGGAAACGACUUGAGUCCCAUUCAACCGUCCUGGAUUCCUCCCAACUGCAAGUUUUAUGUCGACGAUGUCGAGAGCGAGUGGGUUUAUCCUCCAGAGGAAGCGUUUGAUUUUAUCCACGGGCGAGGAAUGGGAGGGAGCAUAGCGGAUUGGAACAAAUUAUAUGGCCGCAUAUUGGACAAUCUGAAACCUGGCGGGUGGAUUGAGAUGCAAGAAUAUGAAGCGUGGGUUCACUCCGACGACGAUCCGACGCUACAGAAAUGCCCCAACACACUCCGCUGGCAAACCCUGGCUGAUGAAGCGAGUACAAAGUUCGGAAAGAGGCUAAAUUCUGCCUCUGAGCAGAAGGGGAACUUGAUCAAGGCCGGUUUUAAGAAUGUUGAGGACGAUAUAUACAAGGUCCCAAUGGGAACAUGGCCGAAAGAUCCCAAACUCAAAGAGAUCGGCGCAUUCCAGAUGGAACACAUGUGCAGCUGUAUCGAAUCGUUUACAUUCGCCCUUUUCACCCGUAUUCUUGGCUGGGACCUAAAAGAGACCCAGCUAUUGUGUGACGCGGUACGAAAGGAAUUCCGCAACCCCAAGAACCACCUCUACACUGUAUUCCACUUCGUCUACGGCCAACGGGCAAGCAAUUAA